CCCUUAGGCCCUGUGUCUGUGCUAGUGGCUGACUCCCUAGCCCCGGGGAGUUAACCCCUGACUCAGCCCAGCCCGUCAGAUCCAGAGUCGGGUUUUUUCCUGGGUCAUUCUGACCUCCCUGCUGCUGGGAGAACGUGUUUGCCGGGCAGUCAAAGAUCUAUGCCUACAUGAGUCCGAACAAAUGCUCUGGAAUGCGCUCCCCUCUUCAGGAAGAGAACUCAGUUGCACAUCACGAGAUCAAAUGCCAGGGGAAGCCAUUAUCUGGGAUCUACAGGAAGCGAGAAGAGAAAAGAAACGCUGGGAAUACAAUCCGAAGCUCCGGGAAGUCCGAUGAACAGAAGAUCAAAGACGCCAGGAGAGGUCCCCUGGCACCUUUUCCAAACCAAAAAUCUGAAGCAGCAGAACCUCCAAAAACUCCACCCCCAUCAUGUGAUCCUACCAAUACAGUGGUUGCCAAGCAGGCCCCGAAGAAGCCCCUGAAGGGCAAGCAGGCCCCUCGGAAAAAGUCUCAAGGGAAAACACAGCAGAAUAGAAAACUCACGGAUUUCUACCCGGUGCGAAGGAGCUCCAGGAAGAGCAAAGCCGAGCUGCAGUCUGAAGAAAGGAAAAAAAUCGAUGAGCUGAUUGAGAGCGGAAAGGAAGAAGGCAUGAAGAUUGAUCUCAUUGAUGGAAAAGGCCGGGGUGUGAUUGCCACAAAGCAGUUCUCCCGGGGAGACUUUGUGGUCGAAUACCACGGGGACCUCAUUGAGAUCACCGACGCCAAGAAGCGGGAGGCUCUGUAUGCACAAGACCCCUCCACAGGCUGCUACAUGUACUAUUUUCAGUAUCUGAGCAAAACCUACUGCGUGGACGCCACUCGUGAAACGAACCGCCUGGGGAGGCUGAUCAAUCACAGUAAGUGUGGGAACUGCCAGACCAAACUGCACGACAUCGACGGUGUGCCUCACCUCAUCCUCAUCGCCUCCCGAGACAUUGCAGCUGGGGAGGAGCUUCUGUACGACUAUGGGGACCGCAGCAAGGCCUCCAUCGAGGCCUACCCAUGGCUGAAGCAUUAACCACGCGGCCACCCCGCCUCCCCGCCACCCUGCCUCCUUCAGAGGACAAAGUGCCCUCAAAGGGAAAUGAUUUUUUUUUUUUUUUACACACACUUACUCUUAGCUAAAUUACUUCAAAUGUUUUUAAAAAAGUAUAUUAAAGAUGCCUUUUCAUGUAGUAUUUAAAUAUCUGUUCCAGGUUUCCAAGGUGGACUUGAACAGAUGGCCUUAUAUUACCAAAACUUUUAUAUUCUAGUUGUUUUUGUACCUUUUUGCAUACAAGUUGAACGUUUGUGCUUCCCGCCCGCGCAGUCUAAGACUCGGCACAGGUUUUAGAGAAUGGAGUCGAACGUGAACUAGGAAGCUGGGCUCUGCCCGAGAUGAAAGCCAGGACUCCCCCGCACCCCACGUCCACGGACAGGCGGGUGUGGGGGUGCUGCCAUCCCCCACGCACGGCCUGGACGGGAUGUCUCCAAGCUCUUGUUCUCCUCAGCGUCUUGACAGGCGUACACAUCGACGUGUAUGAAUUAUUUUUUAACAAACGUUUCGCAGUAAGCUAGUCUUCCCCUCUGCUUUCUCCAAAGCUUACUGAGCCCGGGGCUCGGAGGCCCAGCCAGGAACAGACCUCUUCCACAGGCUUUCGGCUUUUCCAGGCACCUUGAAGCAUCAGGGUGGGCAGUCAGACCAGAGGCAGGCCGGGAAAGCACUGUUCUCCUGUCCCAGCGGGGCAGGCCUCCUUGAAACUGCAUUAAUUCUUUAUAGAAAUGUGAACACUGAAUUUAUUUUAAAAAAUAAAAAUAAAAAUAAAAAACCAAAACACUUAAAAAAAAUCAAAAAAAAGAAAAAAUGGAAAAAAAAACCACAGAAAACAACUUAUAUGUAUAUAGGUUUUGAAGGGAGUGAAAUGGCUGUGUUUUUCUUUUCUUCUUCUGGGGUUCCUUUAUUUUUUAUCUUUUUGGCUUGGCUGGCUGGUUUGUGUAGAGAAGAUUGGAGAUGGUACUCUAUUCUAAUCAAAAGUAAGGUUUUGUAGUGGGACCAGAAAUUACUAAGCCCAUACACCCCCCUCCCCACCCGCAACCCCGAUUCUGCUGUGUGGAAAGUUUUCUACCCGCUGUCCAGGCAGAACCCCUGUAUCCUGUGAGAAUGGUGCCAGCCCAGGUCCCCUGCCAGCAUCAGGCAUCAGAUGUGUUGGCUCUAGGGUGCCUGGCAGCCAGAGAUCCAGGAUGAGAGUUAAGUUCUUACCUGUGAUGAUAGCAGAAGUAGAUGGCUUCCUUCUCCCUUCCCGGGAAGGACUAAUUCUAACCAUUCACCUUCAGUCCAGGGGCUGGGGCUCUGGAGCCCGGUAUGAGAACCUACCCUUGUCCCCAACACCUCCCCCUAUCCCCCCAGCCUCAGGAUGGUGCUACCUAAGAGAGUCUUCCCCACACCCCUUGCUAGCCCGGUCAGUGGUCAGACUUGGAGGAGGAUCCGAAGGAGGGUGUAACUGUGAGAGAAAAUGUCUUGGUUGUACCUGUUUGUGGCUUAGCUUUGUAUUUAAAUAGCAAAGAAAAAAAGGAAAUAAACUUGAAAAUUAUUUGUCAUCAUAAAAAUAAAGCAAAAAAAUUAAAAUAUUUAUUGCCAGGCAAGGCCA
Molecule: messenger RNA, 2664 nt
Organism: Peromyscus maniculatus bairdii (prairie deer mouse)
Lineage: Eukaryota; Metazoa; Chordata; Mammalia; Rodentia; Cricetidae
Gene: Kmt5a
Product: lysine methyltransferase 5A
Biological process (GO): regulation of transcription by RNA polymerase II; regulation of DNA damage response, signal transduction by p53 class mediator
Cellular component (GO): polytene chromosome; nucleus
Molecular function (GO): transcription regulator activity; histone H4K20 methyltransferase activity; protein binding
Source: RefSeq, a predicted model, not a curated record